ACACACGGAAACAUCACCACCUGCAAGUGGAGCAGCAUCACUGAAAAAGAGCCAAGAUGCUUACCGUGAAAAACAUGUCCUUCAAGACCGGCCAGGAGAUGAAGAUCACGGGCAAAGCUACUUCUGCCACCGGAUUCUCCAUCAACAUUGGCCACAACGAGGAGUCUGUGGCGCUGCAUUUCAACCCUCGCUUCUGCGCUCAUGGGGACAGCAACACCAUCGUCUGCAACUCCAAGAAGGGGGGUGCAUGGCAGACUGAAACCAGAGACAGCUCCUUCCCCUUCCAUACCAAUGAAGAGUUCAAGGUGAGCAUUCAAUUCAGCGGUGACUCCUUCAAUAUCAAGCUUUCCAAUGGCCACAACAUACAUUUCCCCAACCGAUUUGGGGAUUCUAAAUUCAAGCACAUUCACUUCGAGGGGGACGUCCGGAUCCACAGCUUCAAGAUUAAAUAAGCCAGAGGUUCCCAACUGUUUUUGCCAUGGGACCCCAUUUUGACCCCAUUUCGACAUCCCACAUUUCUGGGGACCCCAUAAACAUUUUAUUCACCAUCAAAAAACUUGACUGAGCUAACUUGCAGGCUACUAAACCAAUAGAUAUUUUUGACAGUCCCAAGUCCCUAUGCAGUGUUUCAUAAUGUUAAAUUACUUUAUAUUAGAUUAAUUGAUAAUAUUUAUUGGUAUUCUUUUUUCAAACCUAGGCAUUUGACCCCAUUUGAAUUCCAGGCAACCCCACGUGGGGUCCCAACUCCAGUGUUGAAACAUGAUGAAAUAAGCCGACCGAGAGCAUCAGCCAAUUUAAUAUCUAAUGCGCACUUCCUCUUUCACAGGAUUGGGAUAAUUUUUUAACCCUAAAUUCAAUCAUAUAUGAACAUUAUGAAUCCAAACAGAGAAUAUCUAUUCUGUACACAGUGCAAUUAAAAAUGGCA
Molecule: messenger RNA, 925 nt
Organism: Engraulis encrasicolus (European anchovy)
Lineage: Eukaryota; Metazoa; Chordata; Actinopteri; Clupeiformes; Engraulidae
Product: beta-galactoside-binding lectin-like
Exons: 4
Coding region: 57-452 (131 amino acids)
Molecular function (GO): laminin binding; carbohydrate binding
Source: RefSeq, a predicted model, not a curated record